AUGAGGUUGGACACAUCUGUAAUCUAUUAAUAUUAUUUAUCAUAGUAUUUAGCAUAUUUGACUAAAGAUGAAUUAAGAGUUCUAGUGGCUGUGGAAAUGGGGAUGAAAAAUCAUGAAUUUGUACCUGUAUAAUUGAUUGAGAAAAUCUCAAAAGUUAAAAGAGCGAAUGCUUAUUAAAUAUUAUAAUAGUUAUUGAAACAUAAACUUGUUCAGCAUGUUGCUAAAAAAUGUAUAUUAGUAAAAUGAAUUAAUGCUAGAUGAUGGAUAUAGACUCACAUAUUUAGGAUAUGAUUUCCUUGCUUUGAGUGCUUUCUAUAAACGAGGAACUAUUGUUUAAGUUCUUUCUAAAGUAGGAGUUGGAAAAGAAUCUGACAUUUAUAAGUGUAUUAAUUCAGAUGGUAAUUUUGUGAUCCUUAAAUUGGCUCGACUUGGUAGAACAUCAUUUAGAACUAUAAAAAAUAAGAGAGACUAUAUUAAAAACAGAACUUAAUAUAAUUGGCUUUAUCUUAGUAGGUUAGCUAGUAUUAAAGAAUUUGCUUAUAUGGAAGCUUGUUAUAAAAAUGGUUUUCCUACUCCAAAACCUUAUGAUUGGAAUAGACAUGCUAUUGUAAUGUCAUUUAUAGAUGGAUAUACUUUAUGUAGUAUCUAAGAACUAGGAGAUGUAGAUGGUGUCUUUGUUUAGUGUAUUAAUUUAAUUGAGAAAUUUGCAAGUCAUGGUCUUAUUCAUUCUGACUUUAAUGAAUUCAAUCUUAUGAUUACAGAAUAAUAAAAGAUUAUUGUUAUCGAUUUUCCACAAAUGGUUUCCACUUAACAUUUGAAUGCGGACUUCUAUUUUGAAAGAGAUUUAAAUUGCAUUAACAUUUUCUUUUAAAGGAGAUUUAAAGCUAAUUUACAUUCGGAUUUAAAAUUAUAAGAUAUUUAAGUUAUUAAACAUCUUGACAACGAAGUUAAAGCAUCAGGAUUUAUAAAAUCAGAACUUUCUGAUAAUAAAGAACUUGAAAUUUUAGAAGCAGCCCAAUAAGAAUAACAAUAACUAGAAUAAGAAUAAGAUGAAGAAAACUUUUAAUAAGGUGAAGAUUAAGAUUAAUAGGAAGAAGAUGACUAAGAUGAUGAUUAAGAUGAUGAUUAAGAUAAUGAUUAAGAUGAUGGUUAAGAUAAUGAUUAAGAUGAUGGCUAAGAUGAUGAUUAAGAUGAUGACUAAGAUGAUGAUUAAGAGGAUGAUCAAAACGAUGUAUAAGAUGAUAAUGAUAAUUAAGAGGAUGAUAAUUAGGAAAAUGAAAAUAAUUAAGAAGAUUAAAAAAAAUAAAAUAAUAAUAAAUAAUUGUAAAAUGAUACUUAAAUUCCUAAAAAUUUAACUAAAAUUACAGAAUUAGAUCAAAAGAAUAUUAAAAAAUUUGUUUAAAAGAAAUUUCGUAAAAAGAUGGUAAUUAAAAAGAAUAUAAAUAAAACAAAAGGAAUGGAAGACAAUAAAACAUUAACUGAAGAAGCUCUUCAUUAUCUAUGA
This is a messenger RNA of Paramecium sonneborni, 1504 nucleotides long. NCBI's taxonomy places the organism in Eukaryota, Ciliophora, Oligohymenophorea, Peniculida, Parameciidae. The record is from the annotation of a GenBank genome assembly.